GUAUCUCGCUAAGAUAGGUCUCCGCUGUCUCAACUUGUUAGCAACAUUGAAUCAAUGCUGGGGAAAUUUUACAGCAUGAUCAUUAAUGAAAUGGCAGAUAUACAUGAAAAUACACUGGUGUGGAGGGUUUUACUUACAUUUGGUUAAAUUUUGUCAUCUCUUUUGUAAAAGUCUAAAACUGAGUUUUGGAAACUCUGAUGUGCUCUUGCACCUAUUUGUAGGGCUGCUAUAAAUAGGCCCCUGCUGGCAACACAUGCUUGUCUAUGAUAGGAGGCUACUGAGAUUUUCUCCACAGACUCCUGCUCCAAAGCAGCACUGAAAACAUCUCAAUGGGGCUUUUACUUGGAUGACAUCAUAUAAGCUGAGCCCUGACUCCUGAACAAGCUGUGGACACGACCACAGAGUAGUUUUAUACUUUGGGUAGCACAUUUAUCACGGAUUUUACCUUUAUUGUGAAGUGUUUCGGUGGACAAUGACUUCAAGAAGGCCAAUGACUCGCUCUUUCUCUGGCAAUGGGAGGACAAGCAGCUUCAGUGAAGAGGAGGGCAGCUCUUCCAAUGGCCGCUCAGAGAGCCGUAACACUUACCUCUCAAAUGUUAGGCCAGAAAACAGGAGCACAUUGUGCAGCGUCAUGGCUCAGCUGACUGAAGACAUACAGCCGUCUUUCGAAACCACCUUGAAAUCCAAGGCAGUGUCAGAAAACUGUAAUGUGAAGUUCAGCUGUGUGGUGUCAGGUUAUCCAGCUCCAGAACUGAAAUGGUAUAAAGAUGACAUGGAAAUGGACCGGUAUUGUGGACUCCCUAAAUAUGAAAUCCGCCGUAAUGGAAAAACCCACACUCUCCAUAUUUUCAACUGUACAUUGGAUGAUGCAGCCAUCUAUCAGGUCUCAGCAAGCAAUAGCAAAGGUAUUGUCUCAUGUUCUGGAGUUUUAGAGGUUGGCACCAUGAAUGAGUACAAGAUUCACCAGAGGUUCUUUGCUAAGCUGAAACAGAAAGCAGAGAAGAAGAGAAACGAAAUGGAAGUGCAGAAUAAGAAGGAAGAGACAGCUAUAAUUCAACAAGAAAAAUUACGUAGCAGCCCAGAACGUCCUCCAAGAAAGCGUCCCAUUCCACCAUCAGAGGACAGAGCAGAGGUCAAGCAGCCUGAGGCUGUGGAGCUAAUGGGAGCUGCUGCUGAAGCUAAUGGAGUUAGCUUGGAAGUUAAGGAAACAGUGACGUCCAAAGACACUGACCUUGAGAAUGAGACUUCUCCAUCUGAGAAAAGCAUGGCCAAAAAGAAAAUUAAGAUUUCAAACGGAGGAGAUGUUCCAGUUAGCAACAGCAGCAGCACUAACAGAAGCCAUAUGAUGGGAAUUGGAGGUGAAAAUUGUUACGAUGGAGGAAUCAGUUUGGCACAGUUUUUGGCCGAGGCUCUUCAGUCUCAGGCUGCUGAGGAGAAACAGAACUCACCUCGAGAGAGACGAAAAGAGAUGGAUAUACCUGCUGUAGGUGCAAAUACAGAGAAAGAGAGAGAGGAACCAGAGAAAGUGCUGGAGGAAGAGCAUGAGAAAGAGAAAAAGAGCGAAGAAGAAUUAGAAAGAGAGACGUCACAUACACACACCAAACAUGGCACAGAAGUCAAACAUCACAGCAAGGCGCACAAGGAUCAUGAACACCACAAAAUCCCGGCUUCCAUCUCCUCGAUGUUCCACUCAGUCAAAGACUUUCUCUUUGGGAAGGGUAAAAAAGACUCUCAUGAUCACAAUGAGAACAAGGAGAAAGAGCUUGACCACCUGCCUCCUAAACCAGACACUCCACCAUCUUUUCGACUGCAAAUUAUGCAAAACCAAGAGUGUAAGCCUCUUACAGAGAACACUUUGCCAAUGGAUAUUGAUAAACCAAAGGAGCACCUAGAAACAGUAUCACGGGAGCCACAUGAGCACAAACGUGAAGAAAGUGUUCCACACAUUGUGCUGCCUGCAGCUGUAAGCAUAGAUGAGCCCACAGGACUGAGCGUUGAGGGAGCCGAUGAUGCUGAGGAGGCCAUGGAGGUGUCUGAGGGGCCAGAGAUCAGCAGUCCAGUUGCAGAAAUAUCAUUGUCUGGGCUUCAAGUUCUCACUGAGGCUGUUCCCUUAAUCCAGCAAGAGCCUGUGUCUACUGUGCUCUCACCACUGCCCACUGGCCAGGCAGCAACAGAUCACUCUUCAGCCCUUGAAGAUAAACCUGUCUCACCAAAUAUCCAAGCCUCUAUUGAAGAAGCAUUCUCCCCCACCCUCACAAGCCUGGAAGAAAGCUGGACUCUCCCUCCCAGUGUUAUCUUAUCAUCAGACAGCGUUAGAGAGGCGCCCACUGAAACUGUGCAGGAGGAUAAGAUGGGUGUCAUUGAUGUGAGGGAAAGUGAACUCAAGGCAGAUGAGGGCCGUCCUUUGAAUCAGUUAUAUGAGGAAGAGAAAGCUGAAAUGAAAUUAGACCAACAGCCGAGCUCGGAUGUGAACAGAUCUGAGAUUACUGAACUGACUGCUCCUUCUGUGCAAGAGAGAAUAGUGCCACUUGAAUCUAUAACAUCAGAUCAGGUGCCACCACCACCGCGUUCUGUGGCAGAAUACGGUGAUAAUGUAAAAGAAGAUAUUGAACAAACUUUACAGAGUCAGGAAAUGAUUGUAGAAUUUCCGCCCAAUGAAGCCCCAGAGAGUUUAGAAGAGGGUGACCUAGAAAUACAGCAAGCGGGCAUGUCUGCACCGGAAGAAGAAAGCAAAGAGGGCCAAGGCAUUAGUGCAAUACAAAGUACAAACUCAGGUUUAAGCAGCAGUGAAGAAAGUCCUGUUUUUGUGACAGAGGGGUUGUGCAACAGCCUGAAAACACAAGACCAGGUGGCUUUAGAGGAAAACACAGAAGCAAGGCAAGAUAGUUUACCAUUUGAAGUGGUGGCAGAAAGUAGAGAUCAAGAAGAGGAAGCAAAAUUUAACCUUCCGGAAGCACAAAGCAAUGAAGGCAGUGUGGGAGAAGGCAGUGCUAGUGCACAUCUAGAUGGCAGUGAGAGGCAGCAGGAUUGGCCGUCAGAGAAUAAUCCACAAAUUCAAAUAUCUACCACUAAAGACACAAUAGAUAUUAAACCAACUGUGUCCUAUGAAAAGCCAAGUGAAGAGUUUGUCAUCCCAAAAAUUGAAGUAAUGGAGCCUGAGCACAAAGAGCACACUCUGCCACUUACUAUUUUAGCACUGAAUAAGCUGGAAUCUGAGCCUGUAGCUUUGCAAAAACAUGACUCAGCACAUGCAUCUGAUGAAAUAGCACAAAACAAAAACAUGACUGAUUUUCCAAGCUUGCUGCCCAUGCAGAAAGGUAUGCAGAAUGAUUAUAGCCUCUCACCCACAGAAAAAGUCAAGGAAGUUGUGCAAUUAGAUGACGAGACUGAAAUGUUUGAGCGAGAGCAGCCGCCUGUGAUAAGCAGUGAACAGCUCCCUCAGAUGGCAGUAGCAUCCAUUCCUGUUAUAAAUGUUUUAUGCUCUGAUGACAAGGAGGAUGGUGUGUAUGCAAACAGCCAUGUUUCAGACACACAGCAGCCUUUUGAAACAGCAGCAGUACCCCUGUUUGUGGUGCCUCCAAUAUCUGUCACUUGUUAUGAAAGUGAUUCUGUGCUCACACAACCCACUCAGACGGAUCUGACACAAACAGAAACUCCAGCUGGCAUGCAAAAGGGAAAUGAGAAUGAUGUUGGCAAUGAUAUGAGCACUAAUCCUGAAAAAACUCUGAGUGGAAAAUUUAUUCUAAAGGAAAUGGCAGAUAACAGUAUAGAAGAGAAAAUUCCCUCGUUGCUGUUUGAAGCUCUAAUACCAAAGGCUGGGGACAGUAAACCAACAGAAGAUGACACUAUCCCUGAUAUUUUAAAAACAAAACCUCUUAAAGAGGCCAAGACAGAAAGUUUUAUGUCUUUGGAGGACCUGCAAAAAAACAGAUCAUCUGUUGAAAGACUCAGCUCGAAACCCCCCACAUAUCCAUCACUGAGCCCAGCCAGCCUGCGUAAAUUCAUGUCCAAAGCUGCUCCAGACACAGACAGCGUGACUUUAGUGAGUGACCGUCAGAGCGACAAGGCAGACGAAGAUCUAAGCGGAGGCUCCACACCAACUUCAUCCUUGUCUUGUGAAAGCAGUCCCCGGCUGAAACGCAGAGACAGCCUGUCACUCAUUCGCUCCGCAACACCAGAGGAGUUGGCCUCUGGAGCUCGUCGCAAAAUAUUCAUCCCAAAACCAAAAGAAGAUGAAGGGGCUGCUGUCGGUUCACUGGAUUCGCAGGGAAAGAAAGAGAGCCCCUACAUGUCACCCAGCCAGGCUCGCAGAGCAGCAUUACUACAAGCUCCCACUGGACAGAAUACACCACCGAUGGAGAGGCGAUCCCCGCUGCUGAGCCGCCGGAAGAUUACCCUAGAGGUACCAAAAGUGGUGGAAGAGACUCCCAAGGAGGAGCAAAGCAGCUCCAAACGAGAGGAGAAACCAGAAAAGAAGCUAGACCCAUUGAAAGCUCCACAGGUUAUCCGAAAGAUCAGGGGAGAGCCGUUCCCAGAUGCCUCGGGACAUCUGAAGCUGUGGUGCCAGUUCUUCAAUGUGCUCAGUGACUCCACCAUAAAGUGGUUCAGAGAUGAGGAGGAAAUACUUGAGGUUAAGAGAAGUGGAGGAGAUGAAAGCCAAGUAGCUCUGGCUAUUGUUCUUGCAUCCAAUGGAGACUGUGGGGUUUACGGCUGCUCCAUCAAAAAUGAAUAUGGGACUGACAGCACGGACUUCUUACUCAGUGAAGAUAUUCUGUCUGAGAUUCUUCUUCGAGAUGAUUUGGAAGUUGGAGAGGAGAUCGAGAUGACGCCGCUGCUGUUCACCAAAGGCCUGGCUGACUCAGGCACCUGGGGUGGCAAGUACUUUGGCCGCAUCAUGACUGAGGCAGCAAAUGUUGGGAAUGGCUGCGCUCACAAAGCCAGCAAAGUUAAGGUCAUUUAUGGCCUGGAUCCCAUUUUUGAGUCUGGAAGCGCCUGCAUCAUCAAAGUCCAAAAUCCCAUCGCGUACGGGACCAAACAGGAGAGCAACCUUGCAGAGAGAAAUCUAGAGAUUACUAAGCAAGAAUGCAAAGUCCAAAACAUGAUUCGAGAAUACUGUAAAAUAUUUUCAGCUGAGGCAAGAGUCCGAGAGAACUUUGGCACCCCACUGGAAGUGAUUCCUCAGUAUCUGAUGUACCGGCCUGCAAACUCUGUGCCAUAUGCCACAGUGGAGGCUGAUCUAAAGGGUGAAUUCAUCGAGUACUGUUCAAUAGAUCCUAAAGGCAAACUAAUGACAAGAUCCUCUUCUGAGGUGGAGCAGAAAUGCUGCACCUUCCAACAUUGGAUCCAUCAAUGGACACAUGGAAAUCUGCUGGUCAUCCGACUAGAGGGUGUUGAAACAAAGAUUACAAAUAUCAGAGUUGUGACCAAGUCAAAAGGAUACCAAGGACUUACAGAGAACGGCUCUCCAGAGAUAUUCGAACAGUUCCUGACACAUCAUCAGUGCAACUACUACUGUGGACUGCUUGGCUUGCAUCCUCUUAAGGCCAUGGAUAGUCUGCAGCAGCCAAGCAAGACAAAAGGCUCCAGGAGCCCCCUGCUAAACCGCAAGUUGGGCUCUAGCCCACAGCUUCAGCGGAAAGGAAACAGCCCGCAGAUGCUGAGAAAGGCAAAUUCUAGCCCAAAGGUAACUAAAAAAGUUCUGCAGACAGAGGACAUUAAAUCAGGCACGAAACCAGCGCCGGCAGAAACUGCUGAUGCUUCUGAAAUGAGGUAGAAAAAAAAGUGCCUCUUUUGUUUCAGAUUAAAUGUUAUCACUUUAAAUGUUUAAGUGUUACCUGUUUUUCCAAUUUCUAAGGCCAGAAAGACUUGAAGAGAAAGAUAAAAUAGGAAGGUUUGUUGACCUUUCUUGUCAUAAAGAAUUACUGUGAAUUUCUGUCAGCAUUGCAGUUUCAGUAAGAGACGUCCAUCCUCUUACUGUUGUUAAAAGAUUUAUGAGGAUGUUUGCAGUAGUCUGCAUGGGUUUAAUGACUUUUUAGCUCAUAGACACCAAACAGUAAAUUCAGUGUAUUUUCUCUCCUAGAAGAAUGAAAAUCAAACUAAUGGUGCCUAAACACACAUAUAUGAAAUAGUUUGAAACAAAUGCUUCAGAGUCUUAUCAGCUCUACAAGUGGACAAAUAGCUCCAAGCCGAAUUAGUCAUCAUUGAACUGCACUUCAAACUUUAGAAGUCGCUCUGAAAUUUACUUCUGUUUUUAAACUCCUUUUACAUGUUUGAUCUAAAAAAGAAAGAGCCACAGUCACAGAGGAGACUGGGGUGAUGUGUCCAUAAUGAACACUGCAUGUCCAUCUGUGAUGUACAGUAUGUUUGUGGGGCAUAAUUUUGUUGGGAACUGAAUUUAUUGUUUCCAUUAGAACUGAUUAUGCAGCAUAAAUUUUUACUGCACAGUUGAGCUCAUGCCGUUCAAUCACAGUUCAGCAUUUGGUCAAAAAUGUUCGUGUGCACCUUGUUUUUGGCAUUAUUUUGUUGUAUUCCUUUUUAAUGUCUGUGUUUCUCUUAAAGUUUUCCAGAUACAUGUCGUUGAAUGUCAUGUGCAAAGCAAUGAGCAGAAAGGGGGCUUACCAGUAAACUCUUUAACUAUGCGGUAUGCUGAAGCUCAUUGACAUGCAAAUCAUGUUUUCCCAGGUACAAGGAAAGCUGCUGAAUGAGUGUUUAACAGUUAUUUGGACCUGACCUAUGGACUGUGGGCUAAAGGCACACUCAGAAUUCCAGGAGUCUGAUGAUCACUCAGUAAGGCUCCUGGUGUGAAAUCUGUGAAGUUUUACUUACUCUGAAAAUCACACUUUCCUGGAAACCAGGGCUUUUACAAAUGUAGAGAUGGACAGCUUUAACCAGCCUCAUCAAUCAGAACAGUUUCUUUGUUUAAAUAUGGUGCAACGCCAGCUUGAAUUUGAACAUAGUUUAAAAUGGCAUGUCUGGCUUUACACAGGAAGUCAUAGUUCAGUCCUAUGAAGAGUUCUUUACAAAUCAAUUAAAGCUGACAAGAAAUCUGGCCACACUUUAGUUAAGGGUCCACAGAUUAUCAAUGAAUUAUCAUGAAUCCUACAUGAAAAACAUGAAUUCAUGCAUUAUGAAAUCUCAGGAGUGCACAUGUAUUAAUAUCUCAUGCCUGACUCUAUAUAUUCAUUAACGAAGGUGUUUGAAUCAUUAUGAAACCAAGAUUUAAUCUUGUUCACGAUGUCCUCACAGGUAAACACUGAAAGAAAUAAAACAAAAACAGACCAAUCUACUCAAUUCCUCAUAUAACUGAUGCAUAGCUAGGUUUGAACAUUUUAUAGCUGCUUUACAGAUCACUUAUCAUCCAUUUAACAAGGUUUCAAAUUCACAAAUUGAAAUUUCCAAGCAGGGAGUGAUGGAAGAAACUGUCUUCCAAACAGUUUGACUCAAAACAAUCACACCACAAAUGAUUUUAAACCAUUUUAAAGACAGAUCAUUGAUUUGCUUUAUUUAAGGGUCGGAUUGGUCCCUUGUCCUUGUCCCUUUAUGUACAAAGUUAUCUAUAUAUUAAUAACUUGAGCCAUGAUAAUUCAAAUUUCAUUAUUCAUUAAUGAAGAGAUACGAUUAAUACAUUAGGACCACUGAUAUUUCAUCAUUCUUUCUUUCAUGAAUUCAUGGAAAUUAAUUAAUAAUUAGCAGAUCCUUCACUAGUGUGACCAGAAAUCUUUUUACAUUUCUGUUCAUUUUCAAAAGUUUCAAAAAAGGCAGCACAUCUCGAAA
This is a messenger RNA of Cheilinus undulatus (humphead wrasse), 7773 nucleotides long. It is a transcript of the gene alpk3a, whose product is annotated as alpha-kinase 3a. Gene Ontology annotation, cellular component: nucleus. The transcript is spliced from 14 exons. Gene Ontology annotation, biological process: protein phosphorylation; cardiac muscle cell development. NCBI's taxonomy places the organism in Eukaryota, Metazoa, Chordata, Actinopteri, Labriformes, Labridae. Gene Ontology annotation, molecular function: protein serine/threonine kinase activity; ATP binding. The coding region runs from base 473 to 5773 and encodes 1766 amino acids. The record is from RefSeq and is a predicted model, not a curated record.